Rubroshorea leprosula is the source of this 1026-nucleotide messenger RNA. The record is from the annotation of a GenBank genome assembly. Lineage: Eukaryota; Viridiplantae; Streptophyta; Magnoliopsida; Malvales; Dipterocarpaceae.
CAUGACUGAAGGGUACUGUGAGACUUCUAUUUCAACCUGCAGAGGAAGGAGGUGCCGGUGCAGCUCACAUGAUAAAAGAGAGAGCUCUAGGUGAUGCUGAAGCAAUAUUUGCAAUGCACAUUGGUAGUGAACUACCCACAGGAAGCAUAGCAUUGGUUUCAGGGCCACUGUCAGCUGCUGUAAGCUUCUUCAAAGUCAAGAUAGAAGGCAAGGGUGGGCAUGCUGCACAGCCACAUUUUACUGUGGAUCCAAUAGUUGCUGCAUCUUUUGCAGUCUUGGCAUUGCAACAGCUGAUCUCCAGAGAAGCUGAUCCUCUCCAUAGUGCAGUAUGUUUCUAUUUUCUUGUCCAUUAUCCCUGACAAACUUAUGGUAGCUUUCUUUCUAACAAUGAUGGGUACUGGUUUGAUCUGGUUGCUUGAUAACUUUGACAGAAUGUAUAUCUAAACUCUUUGAGUGGUAUCUUUAAAAUCUGAAUCUAGUUCACUUACGGCUUUUGAGGAUGUGUGCCUUGCACUGUGUAGGAAGUUUAGAAUGUUGUAUUCUUUGCACAGAAGUCAACUGGCAAGACUUGGUGGCACAAUAUGUUUCUAAAUUAUGCAUGGAACAAUCAAUCUUGAUCCUCAUGGAGUUUUGGUCAGUAGAUGUCGAGAGCUCUUGCAAAGGGAUUGGCAGUGUGAAAUCCAUCACGUAGUUAGGGAAGCUAAUAUUGGUGCAGAUGCCAUGGCUUCGAAAUUUUAUCAUCUGGACAAGGGAUGGCACUACUUUGAAGUUCCAUCUGUGGUAGUUACACAAAGAAUAAUGGAGGACCUCCUAGGUGUUUGUAGGCCUUGUGCCUCUAGAUUAAUCUGUGCAUAAGUGCACUGCCCUAUGUACCUAAAUAAAAAUAUGUUUCUAAAUUAUAUUAACUUGCCCUCCCAUUUUUGUGGGAAUGAGUUUCCUAGGUAACUUGGUAAGUUUUUGGCAAAGGGAAGCAUAUGUUUCCCCCAUUAUUUCGUUAAAUGGCAACAAGAAACUACACCAAACAUG